Hippopotamus amphibius kiboko is the source of this 1956-nucleotide messenger RNA. RefSeq names its product ras-associating and dilute domain-containing protein-like. The transcript is spliced from 5 exons. NCBI's taxonomy places the organism in Eukaryota, Metazoa, Chordata, Mammalia, Artiodactyla, Hippopotamidae. Gene Ontology annotation, biological process: neural crest cell migration; substrate adhesion-dependent cell spreading; signal transduction. The coding region runs from base 352 to 1809 and encodes 485 amino acids. Gene Ontology annotation, cellular component: microtubule. Gene Ontology annotation, molecular function: GTPase binding. The record is from RefSeq and is a predicted model, not a curated record.
UCUAACCCCCAGCAUCUCAGAAUGUGACUGUAUUUGGAAAUGGGGCCUUUAAGGAAGUGAUUAAGUUAAAAGGAGGUCAUGAGGGUGGGCCCUAAUCCAGUCUGACUGGUGUCCUUAUAAGAGGCGAUUAGGACACAGACACACACAUAGGAAAGGCUGUGUGAGGACGCAGGGAGGAGCUGGCCAUCUACAAGCCAAGGAGAGAAGCCUCAGAAGACAUCAACCUUCUCGGCACCUUGAUCUUGGACUUCCAGCCUCCAGAACCGUGAGAAGAUAAAUUUCCACAGGACGUGGCCUUUUCCCCGCCGUUGGCCGGAGCCCUGGGUGCUCGCCUGUGAAGACGGGCCCGCCAUGUUCUAUGGGACCCACUUCAUCAUGUCCCCGCCCGCCAAGAGCAAGCUGAAGCGGCAGGGCCAGCUGCUGUCUGGCGUGCUGUCCCGGACGCUGAGCUACAAGUACCGCGACCUGGACGCCACCUGCUCCGGCCUGGGCGCCGGUGACGACCCCGCCGAGCUCUCCACCCAGCUCUCAGCCCCCGGGGUCCUGAAGGUGUUCGGGGACAGCGUGUGCACGGGCACCCACUACAAGAGCGUCCUGGCCACCGGCACGUCCAGCGCCCGCGAGCUGGUGAGGGAGGCCCUGGAGCGCUACGCCCUGAGCCCCGAGCGCGCCGGCCAGUACGUGCUGUGCGAUGUGGUGGGCCAGGCCGGCGAGGCCGGGCGCCAGUGGCAGGCCCGGGGCUUCCGCGUGUUCGGCGACAACGAGAAGCCCCUCCUGAUCCAGGAGUUAUGGAAACCCCGAGAAGGCUUGUCCCGGAGGUUUGAGCUGAGAAAGAGGUCGGAGGUGGAGGAGCUGGCUGCCAGGGACGUGGACACCGUGACGGCAGGGAUAAACGCCCAAGCCCGGAGGCUGCAGCGGAGCCGUGCCAAGGGAACCCCGGCCCCGGCGGCGGGGGGUGCCUGGAGCCCCCCUCCACCCCGGCUGCGCCGCACGGUCAGCGAGACCAGCCUGAGCUCGGCCGCCGCCCCGCCGGCUGCCGCCCGGGGCCCCGAGGAGCCCGGCCAGGACGCCAUGCGCGGCUCCCUCUACGCGUCGCCGCACCUGCUGCUCCUGCAGGGCUACAGCCAGCAGCACGACAGCCUGGUCUACGUGCUCAACCGGGAGCGGCACACGGUGGGCCAGAGGACCCCCUCCAGCAAGCCCAGCAUCAGCCUCUCGGCCCCCGACAUCCUGCCCCUGCACUGCACCAUCCGCAGGCGCCAGCCCCCGGGCCGAGAGCAGGCGGGGGCACAGCUGGUCCUGGAGCCCAUCCCUGGGGCGCCCGUCUCAGUCAACUUCUCGGAGGCGGGGGGCCGGGCCGUGGUGCUGCGCCACGGGGACCUGCUCUCGCUGGGCCUGUACUACCUGCUGCUGUUCAAGGACCCGACGCAGGCCCAGCCCCUGCCUGCCCAGGCCCUGGCCCGCCUCCAGGCCGCGCCGCAGGGCUGCAGGUUGUGCGGUGCCCUGCUCCGGGCCCGGGGUGCCUCCGCCUCCGCGCCGCCCGCCCUCCCCCGGCCGCGGCCGCUGCGCCUGGAGUUCGAGCCCGACGUGGAGGACGCCCUGCUGCAGCGGAUCCUGACGCUGGUGGAGCCGGGCGGCGAGGACCACCAGCUGACCCCCGCCUUCCUCCUCUGCCUCUGCAUCCAGCACUCAGCCACCCACCUCCCGCCAGGCUCCUUCGGGCAGCUCCUGCUCAAGAUAGCCAAGAUGAUCCGCGAGACGGUCUGGGAGAAAACCAAAGACCUCGCAGAGAAGCAGGCGCACCUGUAAGUACGGCCCCGUCAUUGUGCCCGUGGUCCCUCAGGCCAGCCAUCCCCCGAGGCCAGCUCUGUGUCUUUGUGUCAGGGUGCCUGUCUCCAUGUCUGGUAGCCACCCUGGGCAGUGGCGUGUCGGGGAGGUUUCUCCAGGGCGUCGCGG